AUGGUGUCUAGUGAUCAGAACUUAGAGCUUUGUAGGAUUCCUACAAUUGAGGAGGUAAAAGCAACAGUGUUUGCAUUGAAUGCUGAGAGUGCAGGUGGUCCAGAUAGUUUCACAGGCAUUUUCUUUCAAGAAUGUUGGGAUAUAAUAGGAGAAGAUAUACAUGAGAUGCUGAAACUAUUUUAUGGAGGAAGUCCUUUGCCUAAGUCUAUAAGCUUAAGUAAUUUUAUAAAUAAAUUGAUAUCUAGAGUUGUUCAUGAUAGGCUGGAAAAGAUACUACCUUCUAUGAUCCCUUCCAACCAGUCAGGAUUUGUCAGAGGAAGAAGUAUAUUUGAAAACAUCUUAUUAACUCAGGAGAUUGUUACUGACAUAAGAUUAAGGGAAAAACCUGCCAAUGUAGUUAUCAAACUUGACAUGGCAAAGGCAUAUGAUAGGGUCUCUUGGUAG
This is a messenger RNA of Nicotiana tabacum (common tobacco), 444 nucleotides long. NCBI's taxonomy places the organism in Eukaryota, Viridiplantae, Streptophyta, Magnoliopsida, Solanales, Solanaceae. The record is from RefSeq and is a predicted model, not a curated record.